This is a messenger RNA of Branchiostoma floridae (Florida lancelet), 3103 nucleotides long. RefSeq names its product dentin sialophosphoprotein-like. The record is from RefSeq and is a predicted model, not a curated record. The transcript is spliced from 8 exons. Bases 151 to 2055 code for a protein of 634 amino acids. Lineage: Eukaryota; Metazoa; Chordata; Leptocardii; Amphioxiformes; Branchiostomatidae.
UAGAUAUCGUAUGUGACAGAUAUUGUGUCAUUGGACCUUCGUCCACUAACAGACCUGGGAACAAGAUCACAAAAAGGUCAAAGGUAACGUUCUUCGUGGCGCCAUUUUUGGAGACCGGUAAAAAAACUCCCAGCUGUCAGCAAAAGUAUCAUGGGGAAGAAGACCCAAACACAGACUUCUCCAGUCACCUCUGCAGCUGGUACCUCCCCACCCACUAUGCCUGGCGCUGGUCGUAACGGUCCAGACAUGGCCAAUUUGUCUCGGAGUGGACGUGAGAAGCGGCAUCCUUCCCCACGUGGGAGAGAACACCAGAGGAGACAGGAGAGAAACAACGUAACCCAACAAGAACAAAGCACACCCAGGAGAAGAAAAGCAUCAUCAAGUGUAGUUAAGGAAGAGAGGAGGGGAUUGGCUGAGAUGGACACUUCCAAUGGUACAGGGUCUGACAGUGCAGCUGGGAGAGCACAGAGGAAAAGGAGGGAGGCAGGAUCUGGAGAACAUGGUCAAGGGGACAAAGGUGAGAACAAUGGUGCAGUUGAAAAACGGCAUCCUCACAAGACUGGACAGAAAAGCCCAAAGAAGGAAGUAAAAACUGUGCACCAACCAACACCAACAUCUCCAGGUGCCCAAGGUCAUCACAAGGGCAAGAAGAGGAAAGCCCCACUUCGCAACGAAGCUAGGCAAAGUGUAAAUGAUAGCUCUGGACCAAAACCAUCACCAAAGAAAAGACGUCACAGCAGAGAAUCAGUACCUGCUUCUGCCGAGGGGCAUGCAUUGACAGAGGGUGCAAGUAGUUCGUCUAAGAAACCGGACUCAGGUGCUACAGCACAGGACUCUGAAGCUACCACAAGGAGUAAAUUAAAAGAAAAGAAAAAAGGAACAAAAAGACAACAGGAAUCUUCUCUUGAAACAGGCACUCAUACGGGUAACAGAAGAGCAGACAAGGUGACAGAUGAGGAUAGUGGUGCAGCAGGGAGUAGCUCAAGUGCCAAAGGACAGAAGAGGAAAAAGAAGAGGAAGAAGGAAUCAGAACCAAAACUGAAGACAGAGGGGGCUGGGGCCUCAAGGACAGAAACUGCAGAGGCUGAGGCUGAGAAGUGUGCCAUCUGUCUGGAGGAGCUGACAGACCAGCGUGUGGGGACUCCUGCCUGCUGUCGGCACUCCUACUGUCUGGACUGUAUACAGACAUGGGCACAGAGGAAAAAUAAAUGCCCGGUUGACAACAAAACGUUCCAUGAGAUUGUUGCCCGAGAGAAACUGGGAGGUGCCGUCACCAACAGGAUAGCAGUUCCUGACAGGAACGAGGUCCAUGCUGAAGACGAGGAUGACCUGUUCACCAUCAACAUCGACGGGGAGGAGGUGAACAUCCUGGAACAGCUGAACGGGUACUUCCUGAGGAACCAGCAGGGGUGGGAUGAUGAUGAUGAUGAUGAUGGCUGGGUGACAUUUGAUGAAGAUAGUGAUGACAGUGACAAUGAUGAGGAUGAAUAUGACAGCGAUGAGGAUUCCUACACAGAUGGGGAUGACAGCAGUGAGGAGGAGGAUGACACCAGUGACCCUGAAGCUGGCAGCUUGAAUGGAUCUGAGGGUGACUGGGAGACCUUUUAUGCUGACCAGUCUGACUACUAUGAUGACAGCGAUGACGGUAGUGAUGGUGGAGGUAGUCCUGAUGAGGCUGAUAGUGGCAGUGAUGACUACAGUGAUAGUCAUGACGACAGUGGUGAGGAUGGUAAUGAGGAUGACAACUUCUAUAGUGGUCAUAAUGAUGAUUAUGGACCAGAGGCCGACAGCAGCGAUGGUAGUUCUCACACUGACCAGGAUGGCUCUGAGGAAGGUUCAGGUUAUGAUGACCAAAGUGGAUAUGAUGAAAACGGGGAUAAUUACGAUGAUGGCUACAACAAUGAAUACGGUAAUGACGGUUAUGAUGGCUAUGGUUAUGAUGGAUACAAUGAAGAUACCUAUGAUGAUGGUUAUGACAAUGGGUAUGGUGAUGAUUACAAUGAUAGCAAUGACCAGAGUUCUGAUGCAGACAGUGAUACCGGUAGCGACUGGUGAUGCCGAUGUUGACAUCCUGCCAACUGACAACAUUUUCCUCUGAUUUCCUGAAUAGAUGGGAAACUAUACAACCAUUGAUCUCCAGCUACUGUUGGUUGUUUUUCUUCAUCUUUUCUGGAACAGUCAUUGUAAAAAGCUUCAUGAGUGCAUCAUAGAAUUUUGUUGGCAAAAUUGAAUGGUUGCAAAGUACAGUGUAUCUCACAUUUUCUGUGUACAUGAGCUUGGUGAUUCAGUCGAGGUUAUGAAAGUAAAACUAGAAGAUUGUUUGUUUCUAAACUCAGAAGAUAUAGAAAUGUAUAUUGCUUUAAGUUUAUGAGCAUGUUACCAACGUUAGUGCUAUUACAACUAUGUUCCAUAAAACUUGUCCAUCUGUCAGCAUUCUUUCAUGCAAUGGAUUGAAAUGUUCUAUGAUUGAUUCAUAUCUUUGUCUGGUCAGCUAUUUGCUCUCAUGUUUACAAAGUGACAGGAAAGAAAAUGUCAUACCAUUACAAUGACUUCUCAAUAUAAGUUGCACUCUUAUUACAACAAAAGUUAAACUUUUAUGCAAAAACAAAAUAAAGUUGUUAAAGUUGCAAAAUUGCUCUUGAUGAUUGACCUUGAAUCUUUUUCAUAUUACCCUGACAGGAUAAUGGUUUUCAUUGUAACAACAUGUACUUGUAUAUUAUAUUGUCACCACACAGGUGCUUACAGUAUGUUGUACAGUACAGGCACUUAGGCCUUGGGGUUACAGUUUUAUACUUGUGUGUGAUCAAACCAGUCAUCUUCUCCCACCUGUUUAUAUCCCAAGUAUUAAAAUGUAACAUGUAGAAAUACCUGCUGUUAGCUUUGGAACAAACACUAAUAUCAAAAAGUAACAAGACACAAUCACCGAACAUCAGAUCAUACUUUUUAAUGCAACAAAACUGGAUAAUUGUACAUAUUGUAAUCCCGUGAACAGUUUCGUGUAGCAUUGAUAACAUUGCGAUAGUUUUACUGUAUAAGUCGGCGCAGUUCAGUUUUUACUGCAAAGCAGAUGUUUUUAUCAAUAAUAAACCAAUUACUACAUAAA